AUGCAGCUCAAGACCGCAACCUCGAUCGUUCUCAUGACAACCCUGAUGUCCCUCCAGGCUCAAGCCGCACCCGUCGGCCAACAGGACACCAACGCGCUCACCAUCGCCACCCCGCCAACCCAGUCUCUGAUCGCUCCUAUGCCGGACACCAAGCACUACAAGAACCCUCAGCCUUGGGACUGGAACGAGGCCGACCAAAGCAUUCAGGCCGAUCCCAACGCGACCGAUUACACUCCCGAAAACGAGGAGAACGCGAAAUGGGGUGGUUCGAGCUUCUGGAACCCGUGGGGCUGUGGAGGCUGGAACAACUGGAACUGGAGCCCUUGGUGGAACACGUGGAACUCCUGGUGUUAG
Messenger RNA from Linnemannia hyalina, 354 nucleotides. NCBI's taxonomy places the organism in Eukaryota, Fungi, Mortierellomycota, Mortierellomycetes, Mortierellales, Mortierellaceae. The record is from the annotation of a GenBank genome assembly.